UUUAGAUUCGCCCUUUGUUAACGUUCGAACCAGCUAGCGGGGCAAUACUAAGACGAUGGCGUUACCGCUAUAGGCUAGCUUGCUGUGGUGGGGGAAAAAAAAACAAAACUAGCCGAAGGAUAAAGUGAAGCCAUGAGUGAGUUCAGGAUACACCAUGAUGUGAACGAGUUGCUCAGCCUCCUUCAUGUCAGAGGAGGUGAUGGGGCCGAGGUGUACAUCGAUUUACUGCAGAAGAACAGGACUUCUUAUGUUACCACCACAGUGUCUGCACACAGUGCUAAGGUGAAGAUCGCAGAGCACUCUAAAACACCCGAGGACUUUUUGAGGAAAUAUGAAGAGCUGAAGUCGAAAAAUGCACGCAACUUGGAUCCUCUGGUUUAUCUUCUCUCAAAGCUGACGGAAGAUAAAGAGACUCUGAAAUUUCUGCAGCAAAAUGCUAAGGAGAGAUCCGAGAUGGCGGCGAACGCGACAUCAAGCAGCACAACGUCCUUCAGUAUUCCCCCAACCAGUAGCAAGAUGUCAAUGCAGGAGCUGGAGGAACUGCGCAAAAAGCUCGGGAAUGUCACAGCCAGCUCCAACGUUCCACAGUCUGCUGAAGUCACUCGCAAGCUGCUAAGAGACAGACACAACAAGAAGAACCCCACACAGCCUAUUCCUGUCUUCCCAAACUGGGUGUAUGACAGACCUGCGCUGAUCGGAGAUUUUAUCACUAGCUCUGCACCAAUGGGAGAUCCAGUCGUGGCUAUCGGUACAAUGCCGCUGACCGUGCAGGAGCAAGCUCUGGUUGAGGACCUGCUGUAUGUACUGAUCGGUGUGGAUGGGAGAGACAUCACAGCACAGCCCGUGCUCGGCAGACAGAGUCGCGCUUUUAUAGUAGACCCUUCUCUGGACAUGUCCAUUAAGGAGCUUGUGAACCGGAUAUUACCUGUGGCGUCCUGUUACUCCACUGUCACCCGCUUCACAGAGGAGAAGUGUUCCUUUGAGUAUGGUCAGGUGAACCACGCGCUCACUGCUGCCAUGAGGACACUGAUGAAGGAGUAUCUCAUCCUGGUGACGCAGCUAGAGCAUCUUCACAGGCAGGGCAUGCUGUCCCUACAGAAGCUCUGGUUCUACAUCCAGCCCACCAUGCGCACCAUCGAGGUUCUGGCCUCCAUCGCCACUUCAGUGGACAAAGGAGCCUGCAUGGGUGGCUCAACGUUAAGUCUACUUCAUGACCGCACCUUUAACUACACUGGGGACAGCCAAGCCCAAGAGCUGUGCCUCUAUCUCACCAAAGCAGCCAGUGUCCCGUACUUUGAAAUGUUGGAGAAAUGGAUCUACCGGGGAAUCAUCAAAGAUCCAUACGGCGAGUUCAUGGUUGAGGAACACGAGCUUCAGAAAGAAAAGAUCCAGGAGGACUAUAACGACAAAUAUUGGGAUCAGAGAUACACCAUUGUGCAGCACAAAAUCCCGUCUUUCCUUCAAAAAAUGGCAGAUAAAAUCCUUAGUACAGGGAAGUACCUGAACGUCGUGAGGGAGUGUGGGCGAGACGUGACCUGUCCGGAUGCGAAGGAGGUUCUGUACACUUUAAAAGAGAGAGCGUAUGUGGAACAAAUUGAAAAAGCCUACAACUAUGCCAGUAAGGUUCUCCUGGACUUUCUCUUGGAGGAGAAGGAGCUGGUGUCACGGCUGAGGUCUAUCAAGCACUACUUUUUGAUGGACAAGGGAGACUUCUUUGUGCACUUCAUGGACCUCACUGAAGAGGAGCUGAAGAAGCCUGUUGAUGACAUUAUCCCUUCUCGCUUAGAAGCACUGCUGGAGCUGGCUCUGAGAACAAGCACGGCCAACACAGACCCCUUCAAAGAUGAUCUAAAGGUUGACCUGAUGCCCCAUGAUGUCAUUACACAGCUACUGCGUGUCUUGGCCAUAGAGACCAAGCAGGAAAAAGCUAUCAUCAACGCCGACCCCACCGAGGUGUCCCUCAGUGGCCUCGAGGCUUUCUCUUUCGACUACAUUGUCAAAUGGCCGCUGUCGCUUAUAAUCAACCGGAAAGCGCUGACAAGGUAUCAGAUGCUCUUCAGACAUAUGUUUUAUUGCAAGCAUGUUGAGAGGCUGCUCUGCAAUGUUUGGAUCAGCAACAAGUCGGCCAAGCAGUACUCCUUACACUCCGCUAAAUGGUUUGCUGGUGCGUUUGCUCUCAGGCAGCGCAUGCUAAACUUUGUCCAGAACAUCCAGUAUUACAUGAUGUUCGAAGUCAUGGAGCCCACAUGGCACAUCAUGGAGAACAACCUGAAAUCGGCGUCCAAUAUUGACGACGUUCUUUGCCAUCACACAAGUUUCUUGGAUAACUGUCUGAAAGACUGCAUGCUGACCAACCCUGAACUGCUGAGGAUUUUUUCCAAGCUCAUGUCCGUGUGCGUCAUGUACACCAACUGCAUGCAACGAUUCACCCAGAGCAUAAGGAUGGACAGUGAGAUAAACCGAUUAAGUCUGGAACAUGGCACCAUGGAAGGUCCUCCAACACAGAGCGAACGCACUGAGGAGGCUGAGAAGAAAAGACUGGCCUCCAAGUUUUUAGCUGAGCACGUGGAUUCGCUGCAGUCAGACUCGGGCUUUGAAGGCACCAUCAGUAAGUUUGACAGUAAUUUCAGCACACUGUUGUUGGACCUGUUGGACAAGCUGAGCAUUUACAGCACCAAUGACUGUGAGCACAGCAUGAUCAACAUCAUCUACAGGCUUGACUUUAACGGGUUCUACACUGAGCGUCUGGAGCGAAUGGCGAUUGAGAGGGGUCAGAAGACUGCCACGUAGCACUCUCCAACACAAGGACCUUCAUAAAGUCCACAUCAAACAGCAAUAAGGGGCUUAAUGGCAUGUUCUGCUCCUUACAGUUGUGUUUAAAAUGAACACCCUAUACCCGUCACGUUACCUAAAAGUCUAUUCAGAAGAGUUUUCCUGUACAUUUAAAUAACAGCUCGGCCGUGGCUGAGUAAUUUGAUGCGUCUUUAUUCAUCCACAGGACAUGUAGCAGCGUUGUGUUGUAAUGUAAUAUAAACAAUUCUUUAAAUUCUAACAAAA
Ictalurus furcatus (blue catfish) is the source of this 3057-nucleotide messenger RNA. It is a transcript of the gene tubgcp2, whose product is annotated as tubulin, gamma complex associated protein 2. NCBI's taxonomy places the organism in Eukaryota, Metazoa, Chordata, Actinopteri, Siluriformes, Ictaluridae. Gene Ontology annotation, cellular component: spindle pole; gamma-tubulin small complex; centrosome. The transcript has 18 exons. The coding region runs from base 133 to 2790 and encodes 885 amino acids. Gene Ontology annotation, molecular function: gamma-tubulin binding; microtubule minus-end binding. Gene Ontology annotation, biological process: microtubule nucleation; spindle assembly; cytoplasmic microtubule organization. The record is from RefSeq and is a predicted model, not a curated record.